Messenger RNA from Racocetra fulgida, 701 nucleotides. The record is from the annotation of a GenBank genome assembly. Lineage: Eukaryota; Fungi; Glomeromycota; Glomeromycetes; Diversisporales; Gigasporaceae.
CAAAAAUAAUUUUAAUGGCUGGGGUGUGACAAUAAUUGAUGCAUUGGAUACGAUGUGGAUUAUGGGCUUAAAAGCAGAAUUUAAUCGAUCAAGAGAUUUCGUUAAAAAUUUGAAUUUUACAAAGACUGUCGAUAAUAUUAACGUGUUUGAAACCAUAAUCCGAUAUUUAGGUGGAUUACUGAGUGCUCAUGAACUUUCUCAGGAUAAGAUAUUUUUAGAAAAAGCAUAUGAACUAGGUAUUGCUUUAUUACCAGCAUUCGAAAGUUUGAGUGGAUUGCCACAUAAUUUAUUACAUCCUAUUAAGUAUGAUGAUCUUAAUCAGUUGGGCGAUUUUAUUCAGUUAAAUGUUGAAUCUAUUGAAAGCAUGAAAAAAUACUUAAUUAAAGAAAGCCUAGUGGAAAAUCGUCUAAUCUUAGGCGAAUUAUCUGAUAACAUUUUUUCUGGAGCAUUUGAACAUUUGGGGUGUUUCGUUCCAGGAAUGCUUGGUAUAGGCGCUAAAGUUCUUAACCGUCCUCAAGACCUUGAAAUCGCUAUAAAAUUAGCAGAAACAUGUUAUUGGGCAUAUAUAUCAACUCAUACUAAAAUUGCACCUGAAAUAAUGUGGGUUUUGACGAAUGACACACAAUCAAAAACUCGGCAUGAAACUGAAAACCUUCCGGUUGAUGUAUAUAAAAUGGACCCUAAAUAUUAUUUGAGACCAG